AAAACAAAUGUUGCAAGUAACCACCUGUGUGUAGCAGGUGUAAUCGAAAUAAUCACAGCGAUAAGCUAUCAUUAUUGUUUAAGUAGGAUCGCGGUUAGGGAACCCUUUUAUUCGUGAUAUUCGUGAUUCUGGAAAGUAACAAAAAACAGUCAUGAAAUACAAUGUUUUUCGACACAUUCUUAUUGUCUUAAUAUUCUGUGGAUAUGUGCACUCCGAUUGUCGAAUGCUUCACAUUUGUGGGGAAGAAGAUGGCAAAGACAAAAAUUGCAACAAUGACCCGAACACCCCACCCGAAACAUUAAACAAAACUCACGAUAGAUAUGAAGAAGCUAGACAAAAACUAAUUGAAUAUUGCCCCUUCUUCUUCGAAAAUAAUGAUGAUCCCGAAUUAUGUUGUGACGUAGAUCAAGCACUUAAUAUGAUAGACGGUUUCCGAAGUACUGUUCCCUUCCAAAGAUGUCCUGCCUGUGUUACCAACAUUAUAAAUACUUACUGCAUAUUCUCCUGUUCUCCAGACCAAUACGAUUUCACACUUACUUUGGAUUAUAAAAACGAUUACGUUUUAAAAGUCCAAGAAAAUAUUGAUGAGAACUACAUUCAAGCAGUUUACGAUUCCUGCAAAAAUGUUGCAAAUCCUAGCACAAGCAGCAAACUUAUUGAGCUAGUUUGUGGCAAAUAUGGUGCUGCAUACUGUACUCCGGAACGAUUUUUCAAUUAUAUGGGAAGUACUAGUAACGGAUUUGCGCCCAUUGAUAUAGUUUUUAAUUCGGUCAAUACCUCAAACUCACUCAAUCACACAGCCCUCAGAUGCAAUGAGGCUUUUGAGGGAUAUCAAGCAUGUAGUUGUAUUGACUGUGAAGCAAGCUGCUCAAAUAGUGUACAAUUUGAAGAUUUAUCUUACAAAGACUUUAUUUUUGGAAAUGUACAAAGAGAUUCAUUCAUUGCAGCUUGUGUACUUCUCACUAUUGGAUUUGUUUCGAUCAAUUUUAUUGUGUACUUUCGUAUAGUUAAAAAGUCGCUUUUCCCCAUAUUUAGGAAAGAAAAUAAGAAGAAAACCAAGACGAUUCAAGCAAAAAUCAGCAGUUACCUUGAAACUGGUUUUCGGAAUUGGGGAAUAUUUAUGUCUAAGCAACGAAUAAUAGUUUUAAUAAUAUCAAUCCUCGGAAUCAUUGCCUUGACUGUUGGUAUUAUUUUCUUGGAUGUGAUUACGGAUCCUGUAGAGUUGUGGGCAGCACCACACAGUCGAAGUAGACAAGAAAAAAACUUCUUUGAUACAAAUUUUCAACCCUUCUAUCGAACAAAUCAGAUUUUUAUUAAAACGGUAAACAUCGACCCUUUUGUUUAUAAUCAAACCAUUGAUCUUGGUAACAAUAAAACCGAUAUUUUAUCACAUACGUUCGGUCCAGCAUUCAAUGCAACCUUUCUUAAAGAAGUUUUCAAACUGCAAACUUUAAUCGAAAAUAUAACGCUUGGUGAUGGGUCAGGACUCGAAAGCAUAUGUCUUGCUCCUUUAGUCACUGUAUUUUCGGGACCCAAAGAUAUAAGCGUUUGUGCGGUGCAGUCACUUUUAGGUUUGUUUGGGAACGAUGCGUCUAAACUCGAUGAAGAUGAUUAUGUGGAAACUUUCAUCAAGUGUUUAUCGAGCCCCUACUCUGUGGACUGUUUGGCACCUUAUGGUGGUCCUGUUCUGCCAGGUUUGGCUUUAGGUGGAAAUACUUUUGAUAAUUACACAGAUGCAAUUGCUGUAAGUCUAACAUUUUUGGUGGAAAAUCAUUUGGAUGAAAAUGAUUUGCAAGCAGCACUCGAGUGGGAGGAGAAAUUUAUUGAUUUAAUGAAACGUUGGGAUGAAUUUGUAAAACCUGAAUUUAUGGAGAUUGCUUACAGUGCCGAAAGGUCGAUUCAAGACGAAAUAGCACGAACAUCUUCAUCAGAAAUCGGAACUGUAACCAUCAGUUAUGUUGUAAUGUUUAUUUACAUUGCUUUUGCUCUUGGUCGAUACACCUCAAGUGAUAGAUUUUUGGUUGAAACUAAAAUAUGUGUUGGAAUUGGAGGAGUACUGAUAGUUUUGGGAUCAGUACUUGCUUCUAUUGGUUUGUGUGGCUACGCUGGCAUUUCUACAACACUGUUAACAAUUGAAGUAAUACCAUUUCUUGUGCUAGCUGUUGGAGUUGACAACAUAUUUAUUAUCGUUCAAACACAUCAACGAAAACAACUAAACGAAAAGCUAAGCUUAGAAGAAGAAAUUGGCGAAACCAUGGCAAAAGUAGGCCCCAGCAUGCUUUUGACCAGUUGUUCCGAAAUUUUCUGUUUUGCGAUAGGCGCCCUUUCCACAAUGCCAGCAGUCAACACUUUCGCCAUUUAUGCAACAUUUGCAAUUUUCUUCAAUUUCCUGUUGCAAAUUACUGCUUUCGUUGCGCUGUUUACAUUAGAUCUUAAACGAUAUAGAGCCAACAGAAUGGAAAUUUUCUUUUGUGAAAAAGCCAAAACAUCACCAGAAGACAUAGGACCAGGAAUAGUUUACAAAAUUUGGAAAACAAAUAUAACACCAUUGAUCAUGAAUUUUCCAGUGCGAUGCGUUGUCCUUUUAUUAUUUUUAAUAUGGCUUUGUGUGAGUAUAGCUGUAAUGCCCUCCCUUGAGCUGGGAUUAGACCAACAACUCUCAAUGCCUGAAGAUAGCCACGUUUUAACUUACUUUAAAUUUAUGAAUGAUUUGAUGGGGAUUGGCCCACCUGUUUAUUGGGUGGCCAAGGGAAAAGUGAACUAUUCGGUGCCAGAAAAUCAGGCCAAAAUGUGUGGAGGGAUUUUUUGUGAAAGCAAUUCGAUUUCGACACAACUAUAUCAAGCGUAUAGACAAUCAAACCUCACCACAAUGGCCACGGAAGCAAGUUCGUGGAUUGACGAUUUUCGAGAUUGGGCAAAUGCUACAGAUUGUUGUUUCUAUUUCAAAGAAAAUGGAACGUUUUGUCCCCACACACUUCAAAGAUAUUGUGAACCAUGCAAUUAUGGUAUCAUGAACUUAAACGAAAGUGAAUAUUUUACGCAGUUUGUGUCCUUCUUUUUGAUGGAUAAUCCUGACGCAAAGUGUGCAAAAGGGGGUCAUGCAUCUUAUGCCAGUGGAAUUAACUUUGUUUUGAACCAGGAAGGCAAGGCAACAAUUGAGUCAUCGAAUAUGAUGUCUUAUCAUACGGUUUUAAAAGGUUCGACCGAUUACAUUAAUGCAUUAAAGUACGCUCGAUAUAUCGGUGAUAACUUAACAAAAACCUUAGAUAUACCAGAUGUCGAAAUUUUUCCGUACAGCAUUUUCUACACAUAUUUUGAACAAUAUUUAACAAUAUGGGAAGAUGCUUUAGAAUCUUUGGGAUUAUCACUUCUUGUAGUUUUUGUAGUAGCAUUUGCAAUAUCUGGACUAAAUCUUUUUGCCGCUUGUACAACCCUUAUUGUGGUUCUGAUGAUUGUCAUUGAUAUGAUGGGAUUAAUGUAUUUUUGGAACAUUAACUUUAACGCAAUCUCAUUAGUUAAUUUAGUCAUGAGUGUUGGAAUCGCUGUGGAGUUUUGUGGUCAUAUAGUCCACCAUUACAUCCAUUCCUCAAAACUUAGCCCACUUGAAAAGGCCUCUGAUGCUUUUGCUGAAAUGGGAAGCUCUGUUUUAUCAGGAAUUACAUUGACCAAAUUUUCCGGGAUUAUAGUGUUAGCUUUUGCACGCUCUCAGAUUUUUCAAAUAUUUUUCUUCAGAAUGUAUCUAGGAAUCGUCAUAAUUGGAGCAUUGCAUGGAUUGAUCUUUUUGCCUGUUCUUCUGAGUUUUCUUGGAUUUUUUGAGAGGUUUGGACGUAAGCAAGAAAUCCAAAACGGAGAUAGUAGUCAACUCUGACAAAUGUAUGGAGUUUGAGAAGCCAUAUGUAAAUAUCUAUGAAAACUUAAGCUUGUACUUUUGUAUGAAAGGACAAAAGAGUUAUUCUCUUAUUUAAUAAAGUAUAUUUUUAUAUUA
Molecule: messenger RNA, 3985 nt
Organism: Tribolium castaneum (red flour beetle)
Lineage: Eukaryota; Metazoa; Arthropoda; Insecta; Coleoptera; Tenebrionidae
Product: NPC intracellular cholesterol transporter 1 homolog 1b
Exons: 18
Coding region: 152-3868 (1238 amino acids)
Biological process (GO): cholesterol homeostasis; intestinal cholesterol absorption
Cellular component (GO): plasma membrane
Molecular function (GO): cholesterol binding; lipid carrier activity
Source: RefSeq, a predicted model, not a curated record